AGAACAGUAGCCCAAAGCUGUGUGUACGUUCUUUGUGCCAGAACAACACGCAGAGAGCCAGUAUGAGACGGACGUUAACAAAGAAACCUUCACAGUGACAGCACAAGUGCUCACGCUUAUGGAUCUAUUUUUCAGAAACAAACCGGAUUUGUUUGAUCGUAUUUACUUUUAAGGAUCUUUACUCUUUGCUAUUGUUUUUGAUGUUCUCCAGAAAGUUGGUCUCCUGGGGAUAAGGUGUUGAUGUUUGCUGAUUAUUUCCCUGCAGGCAUUGAUAGUGAUUGUUAGUUGGUGAAGGGCUCCUGGCAGAUACAGUCAUGGUGCUCAUUUUGGGUCGCCGUCUGAAUCAUGAGAACUCUGGAGGCAUGCCUGAAUCGGCAGUGAUCAAGCGUAAAGUCUUUGAGAUGGAGCCUAAGACCCUGAGCGAGGUGUUCAACUUCUCUUCUGGUUCCUCUCACUCUGAGAGCGUCCUCCAGGUCUUCAACGAGUUCCGCGACAGCCGGCUCUUCACGGACGUGAUCAUCAGUGUCCAGGGGCGUGAGUUUCCCUGUCACCGUGCCGUGCUGUCGGCCUGCAGCAGCUACUUCCGUGCCAUGUUCUGCAACGACCACCGGGAGAGCCGUGAGAUGCUGGUGGAGAUCAACGGCAUCCAGGCGGACGCUAUGGACACAUUCCUGCAGUACGUUUACACCGGCCAUGCCCUCAUCACCACACAAAACGUCCAGUUCGUCUUCGAGACCGCCAGCCUCUUUCAGAUCGCCACUCUGCGGGAUGCUUGCGCAAAAUUCCUGGAGGAGCAGCUGGACCCCUGCAACUGCCUCGGCAUCCAGCGCUUCGCAGAUGCCCACUCUCUCAAACAGCUGGCCAGUCGUUGCCGUUCUUUCGCCUUGCUGAAUUUUCCAGAGGUGGCUCAGCAUGAGGAGUUUCUAGACCUCCACAAGGACGAGCUGGAGGAAUACUUGGCCAGUGAUGAACUGUCCAUUGGCAGGGAGGAGGUGGUGUUUGAGGCGGUGAUGCAUUGGGUCUACCACAGCAUAGAGUAUCGCAGGCCUAUGCUGAAAGAUCUACUGCAACAUGUCCGACUGCCUCUGCUGCACCCAAACUAUUUUGUACAGACGGUGGAAGGUGAUAAACUGAUCCAGAAUGCUCCAGAAUGUUACCAGCUGCUGCAUGAAGCACGUCGCUACCACGUACUUGGAAAUGAAAUGAUGUCACCACGUACAAGACCCCGCAGGUCCACUGGCUUCUCUGAAGUCAUUGUGGUGGUGGGAGGCUGUGAGCGAGUCGGGGGGUUCAAUCUUCCAUACACAGAAUGUUACAACCCCAUGACGGGAGAGUGGACAUCUCUUGCUAAACACCCCGAGUACACUAAGUCUGAGUAUGCAGUGUGUGCCCUCCGCAAUGACAUUCUGGUGUCAGGUGGACGCAUCAACAGCAGUUACGUGUGGAUGUAUAACUCUCAGCUCAAUGUCUGGAUCAGAGUGGCCUCUCUUAAUAAGGGACGCUGGAGACACAAAAUGACCGUCCUACUGGGGAAGGUGUAUGCAGUUGGAGGUUAUGAUGGGCAGUGUUGUCUCAGUAACGUGGAGGUGUAUGACUCCUUCUCCAACCGCUGGACUGAGGUGGCCCCUAUGAAAGAAGCCGUCUGCUCCCCGGCAGUCACCAGCUGUGCUGGAAAACUCUUCGUCAUUGGAGGAGAACCUGAUGAAAACAGCUGCUCCAAUAAGGUCCAGUGUUAUGAUCCAGAGACAGACAGCUGGCAGCUGAGGGCAUGUAUUCCCUUCACCAAACCCAAUAUUUCUGCCGUUUCUCUCAAUAACCUCAUCUACGUGUGCGGGGGCCUCACCAAGUCCAUCUACUGCUACGAUCCUUCACAGGACCAUUGGAUGCAUGUGGGCCACACCUUCAGCAGACAGGAGAGUUGCGGUCUAUCAAUUUGUAAUGGAAAGAUCUACAUCCUGGGUGGACGGGGAGAAAAUGGUGAUGCAUCUGACAACAUCGUGUGCUACGACCCGGCCUCUGGCAUCAUCACAUGCACGGCUGCUAUGCCUCGUCCCAUCUCUUACCAUGGCUGUGUUACCAUACACCGUUUCAGCGAGAAACAACGUAAACCCUGAUAGCAUCCACUAAUACACAUGCAAACUCCUAAACAUGGACCCGUCUGUGCAUAUACAACUGGAUGUGCUCUUUUGAGCAAAUUUGCAAAUUUUAAUUUACGAAUGUUUAACUGCUACUGUUGAUUUCAUCAUCAUUCCACAGUUAUCUUCAAGACAACCGUUUCCUGUGAUUAGUCGUUUCUCUGGGAGGCGGUUGAAAAACAUAUCCUUCCUAUAUUCAGAUAUUGUCAACUAAAACUAUUAAAAAUAUUUAUAUUAAUGGACCCUUUUCACAUUUACAGGAAGUCUUCAUAAUUGGUGAAUGCGAUAACAGCAAAUAUCAUUUUUGUAUAAAAAAAAAAAAAAAAAAUCUUUGAUAGCAGUUCCAGGACUUUCCAAAAGAAGGAAAAAAAUAUAGAGAGACUGAUUACAGCUGUCAGAAGAGAGGAAGAUGUCAAAUUUGCUGUCAUUCCUUCAGCCGUUGUAUUAGAAACACCCUCGAAGAAGUCUUUAGUUUUUUGUAAUUUACUGCCAAGGUAAUAUAUAACACAAACUAUAGCAUGGUAAAUGUAUAUUGAUUAAAAAAAAAUUAAAUAUGAAAAACUGCUAGAUUUUGAUUAUGCGUCAUCACAGUCUGUGAAAAGGGUCCAUUGAAAUAAAGCUGAAAUAAAAUAAAAUAUAAAUAUUAGUUGAAACAAAAACUAGAACAGAAAUAAAAAUCACUUAAACCUAAAUAGCAAUAUUUAAAUAAUAAUAAUAAUAAAAAAAUGACAAAAGCACAUCAUGAAAUUACUCAACAUUAACAUUAAAACUAAACAAAAAAAUAAAAGCUAAUUCAAAAUAUUAAUAAAACUAAAACAACACUGAUUCAGAGAAUGUCAAAUGAUAUUCUGAUACUGCCAUUGAUAAAGAGACUCCAUAAAUGCUCACUUCCUGUGCUCUUUUUCUUUCUUUUUGAAUUUCUUUUUCAUUUGUAAAUGUACAUUUGUUUAUGCCUUUAACGUUUUUUUUUUUUUUUUUUUUUUUUUUUUUUUUACUGUUGUUUUGUAGUAUCACUCCUAAAAUUUGACAACGAUUGAAUUCUUGACAUGGAGAAGAAGUCUGCAGACAAACUGUUUUUUAGGUUCAGUCUUGGGGUUGAUUUUAAUGUGUUAUUUACUCUUUCUACAUCGUAUUAUACUUCUGAGCUUAUUAAAUAAAGAAAGCACUUAAAUACUACAUCAGACAUGCUGUAUAAGGUUUUCAUAAGGAGGUUUUUGUGUUCUAAGCAUUUGAAAACCUAAGGCUCAGUGAUGGACAGCUCUGUUUUAGGUCUAUGAAAUGUCACGUCUGGUUAUUUUAGGUUCUUGAUGAACCGUACAGCUGUGAAUUAUUAUUAUUUUUCCUUCUGUGUAUCGUAUUUGUAUUUAAGCAUCUCAUCAUCUUUGUGACAACCAGGAUGUGCCUUUCUGAUUUUUUUUUUUUUUUUUUUUUUUUUUAAUCAGAGCCCCAGUCAUGCACUUGUAUGUACUAGUGUUAGUAAUAUAUCCCAGUGUAAAUACAUUUUACUCCUUUGUUUUGUUUUUAAUGUUAUUAGGGCCCGAGCACCGAUGGUGUGAGGACCCUAUUGGAAUUGCUCCGUUUAUUUGUGUUGUGAUUAUUUUAUGUCGUGCUUGGUGAACAAUGCUCAUAGCUGUAGAUUGCAUCUGAUUCUUUUGAGUUGGAUUUCCGUAAAAAUUCUUGAGUGUUGGCGUGAAUGUGCGUGUUCAAAUAAGAUUAACUUGGAACUGUUUUCAUGUUUAAAGGUUAGAUAAUUGCAGUCUCUGCUCUAGUGCUUGCCAGUACUGGAAACAGACAUUUAUUUACUUUACAUCAGAAUCAUAGUAUCGGUUUAAUUUUCUAUUAUCGGAACGUGUCAGGCAGGAUGUUGGCAGAUAGUUUACCCAAAGCACUGCAUUGCCAUUUCUGCCUGAAAUGACAAAGAUAUAAGUGUGUCUGUAUAUAUGUAUUUAUAUAUUUUCAUAUACAUAUAUGAUUUGUUGAGUUUUCCAUUCAAUCACUUUAAUUAUUACCAGCUGUACUGUUCUAAGUAAAUGUAAAUGUAAUUUUGCCAACAUGUGUACUGUUACACUGUUUGUUUGUUUUUUAAUAAAUAUAAUAAACCAGA
Messenger RNA from Ctenopharyngodon idella (grass carp), 4239 nucleotides. It is a transcript of the gene klhl24a, whose product is annotated as kelch-like family member 24a. Lineage: Eukaryota; Metazoa; Chordata; Actinopteri; Cypriniformes; Xenocyprididae. Bases 315 to 2114 code for a protein of 599 amino acids. The record is from RefSeq and is a predicted model, not a curated record. The transcript has 8 exons. Gene Ontology annotation, molecular function: protein binding.